CCGAGAUGUUCAUGGUGUUCUCGCCGAAAUCGGCUUCAGCCAGCGGAUGGUUCGAUCGAAAAGCGCCACAUCCGCCGUGUGGCACACGUUCCGAAGAUGUCCUGCUAUGUCCUUACUUGUUUCCAUUUAAAGUCUGAUAGAUGCUGAUCAAAGGCCAUGGGGGGAGCUUUAGAUGCGUAGCAUGAUGUAGCAUGUAUCCUCGUUUCAAGAGGCUUUUCACCUGCGUUUUUGAGACUUUCCGUGAUUCAUUCUGCAUGCUUUUGGUCGUGGAGCCGGUCUUGCUCAAGAUGCUUUGUCUCCUUUUGCUGCUGUUGGGGGCAACAGCCAGCGAUGAGACACCAGAUCCUCCCGGCACCGGCUGCGAUGGGUUGGAUUUCUCGGUGAUGCGGGUGAGAAGCCAUGCCUAUUAUCAGAGCGGAGUCUUCGAAAUUGUCGACUCGGAACGGGUGUCACGCAUUUUGGAGAACCGAGAAGUCAUGAAAGAGAUUUGUCCUGUGGCCCUGCUGCAGGCCAUCUUGUUGAAGCUGGAAGAGAACUUGAUUUAUCAGCCGGAUGCCUUUCAAAGCCUUAUGUCACAAUAUGCCUUGUAUCUGCACGAGGCGAUUCGAAACGAGCUGGUCACCAGCGAUGAGAUGGCCAUGUGGCCAUUAGAUGAAGGAAUUCAGCGAGUGAGUCAUAUCAGCCAGGCUCUUAUGACUCGCAGGCCGCUGACCAGUGCCAUGGUGAUGAAUUACUGUCAGGUCGUGGAUCGUUUUGGAGCACAUCAUGAGUUGCAGUGGCUCUUGGAGCCUCCUUUUGGUGAGAAUGUGGGAGGUGAUACUGGCUUACUCACCCAGACGGACUUGUACAUCUAUCAAGUUGACUGGCCAUGGUGUCAGCCGUUGAGGGAAGAGGUGCUGAUGAAGCUUCGCAAGGCGGUCCGGAGCUUGCAGCUUCUGAAUUAUUCUGGGGGACCCAAACGUGAAGAACAAACGGCGUACUUCAAAUAUAUCACUGAGAACUGGGAGAAUCUACCAGACUUCACCAUUUUUGUGCACCCGGAUGCAGAUGAGCAUCAAGGCCCGGCCUUUCUAGCGCUCCAACGUGCUUUGAAGCUGAUCCACACGCAGUCUCAAUUCGCCUAUGAGUCUUUGGCAUAUUACCCCUUAGCACAGCAAAUGGUGGUGGAUCCAAUGCGCACGUGGGGCACCCACUUUUCCUCGAUCUGGCAGAAGUUUUGGCUGCGAGUCUUCGGGCGCCCGUGGGAAAGCCUGCGUUAUGAAGCACCCCGGUGCCGCUGGAGCAAAGCCCCCGGCUAUUUCUUGCAGGGGCAUGCUGGGGAUGGCCGUCGUGAAAGUUUGCCAGCCGCGAAGGCCACCUGUGCUCAGUUGGAGGACGAGUGUGGUGGUGUCACUUGUAUGACACCUUUGGACCCAGAAGAGGAGGAAGCCUUGACCAUGGGACGAAUCCGGCACUCCUGCACCGCUCGGCGUGGGGUGGAAGGGCUGCAGGAAUCUCCUGAAGGUGAAGUGAGUUAUCUCAAGUUUUGUGGACCUUUGGACCACGACUUCACGGAGAUUCCUGAGAUUCGUGACCUCCCCACAGCGGGGCUUAGCGCCACCUACCACGAGACGAAGGACGCGUUCCUGGCGGAGCAUCCGCCCGGCGAGGAGCAGAUCCGCGGACAGGCGGACACACGGCGACGCUGCGAUCUGGUGGAGGACUGCCAUGGCUUUACCUGUGCUGCGCCAGUGGUUGCAGAGCCGUCCACGACGAAGCAAGGCUAUGCGGAACUGAUGGCUUCACAGCGCUGCACGUUGCGAAGGGGCGAAGAACUCUUUGAGAGUCCCAGUGGAGAGGUGUCCUUCGUCAAGGUCUAUCCCGCGGCGCCCGCGGCCGGCGUGGCGCAUGGGAAGGCGGACGCCAGUCAUGUUUUCCAGUUCUAUACCGGCAGCCAGGCGAUCGUCCGCAAGGAUCGGCUGCAGUGGUGGCCCCUGCAGGAGCUCAGGAUCUUUGGCGCUGAUGGCGUUUGGUGUUCCAACACCACUGGACUCUUCGAGGCAGUCUGGCAUCGAAUGUUCGGCGAGCCUUUGUCUCAACAUCCAAGAGAACAUGAUCCCGAUGUGCCACUCUACCUGAAGUGGGGCAUCCCCACGUGGUACUCUUUCGGCGACGAGGAGACGAUCUGAUCCAUCCCGACGCCCGCGGUUCUCCGCGCCGGCACGCCCGCACGCCCGCCCUCAGAACGGCGCCUCGUUGCGCUCCUGUUGGGAGGCACACUCCUUCCAGUCGGGCGUCCUCUCGGUGGUCCAAGAACUCAGCUCCGGUGCUGGACGGCCAAAGGAGCCCAGGCUGAGCGAAGCAAAAGACGAGAUACAAGGACAACAGGGUAAGGCCAGGAGCCCCGUUCGUAGCGUCCUUUGCUGCUAGUAGCGAUGCCA
Molecule: messenger RNA, 2420 nt
Organism: Durusdinium trenchii
Lineage: Eukaryota; Dinophyceae; Suessiales; Symbiodiniaceae
Source: the annotation of a GenBank genome assembly